Molecule: messenger RNA, 954 nt
Organism: Penicillium macrosclerotiorum
Lineage: Eukaryota; Fungi; Ascomycota; Eurotiomycetes; Eurotiales; Aspergillaceae
Exons: 2
Coding region: 1-954 (317 amino acids)
Source: RefSeq, a predicted model, not a curated record
AUGCCUGCGCCGCUUGCCAAAGGCAUUAUCGUGACGGUCUCCGUGCUGGUCGCUGCUGGUGUUGCGGUCUAUCAGUCCCCCCAGUUUCAGCAGUGGGUGACCACAUCUCGACGCAAGAUCGCCUUGGCCCUGCACAACUUAGGAGAUGAGAUCCAACCGCGCGACUCGGCGUCCCCUAUCAGAGAAGACAUAUCUAUGACGGAGGAUGUUGGGGAAGCAGCGGAAGAACGCAGAAGGAUUGCCAAAGCAGAGAUUAGGCGGCGAGCAGUCCUCUUGGAAUCGCGCCACAAUAAGAGACAAUCACAGCAAUUGUUAGGCAGUUUUGACACUCUCGUAGAUCAGGAUGGGCAUUUGCGUCCGUCUCAGGGUGAUCUAGAGCAUGCUUCUGACGUACCAGCCGCAAAUUCCACAGGAGUGGACACUGGUGUUUCUCAUCUCCUCCGCCGAGGAGGCGCUUCAAACGACAACGAGACCCCUUCUGCCAGUCGAGAUCAGCUACGAGUGGAAAUUUCUUCCGACACAAUGUCCCACCACCCCUCAGAAUCAAUAUUACAAUAUACCCCAACAUCUGAGGUACCAGAUGAAUUGAUUUUUGACCCAUUUGCUGACUCGCCAGCAAGGGCACAGACCCCUGUGUCUAUUUCAAUCUCCAGUCACACGGAAGAAAACGACCAGGUCUAUUAUGCCGCUCCUAACUCAAGCAUCGAUCAUCAACAAGAUCUGCUUGCAGAUCUAGAAGAUCUUCGUCAAAAUAAUAAUUUCCAGCAUCCAGUUUCGUCUGCACCAUCUACUGCCGGAAGUUACGGGCAUAUUGAAAGAUUCUCGGAUGAGUCUUCCGAUGGCACGUUGAGUGAUCUAGGAGAUCGAUCAGUAGGUAUAGCUACACCUGCCAGCUGGUCGGAUGUGGGAAGCGUAGUGAGCAACGAUGAUGCCGGACAUCACCAGUUGAUCUGA